Eucalyptus grandis is the source of this 942-nucleotide messenger RNA. RefSeq names its product U-box domain-containing protein 32-like. The record is from RefSeq and is a predicted model, not a curated record. Lineage: Eukaryota; Viridiplantae; Streptophyta; Magnoliopsida; Myrtales; Myrtaceae. Gene Ontology annotation, molecular function: ubiquitin-protein transferase activity; protein tyrosine kinase activity; ATP binding. The transcript has 5 exons. Bases 1 to 942 code for a protein of 313 amino acids. Gene Ontology annotation, biological process: protein ubiquitination; protein phosphorylation.
AUGCCCUUGCUUGUGGCCAGCGAGGGCGCGGCGGCCCUCGCCUCAACUAGCAUAUGGCCAACGAUGGUCGGCCACGGCAACAUCGAACAGUGGAUUUCGAAACGUGUGGUUGAGGUGUUAAGGAGGCAUCCAAAUUUGGUCACACUUAUCGGAGCAUGUCCAGAAUCUCAGUCACUUGCAUACGAAUACCUAAAAGCAGGCAGCCUUGAAGAAUGCCUAUCGUGCAAAGGCAAAAACAAAACUGCCCCGCUUCCGUGGAUAGUUCGAACCCAAAUUGCCACUGACAUUUGCUCUCCACUUGUCUACCUUCACUGCCAUAAGCUUCCAAUUAUUCAUGGGAAUUUAAAAUCCUCCAAAGUCCUCCUCAAUGCCAAUUUUGUUGCUAAAGUUGGCAACCUUGGCAUCUAUUGCUUAGUUCCCAAGUAUGAAAAUUCUAACAUUGCUAAAUCAGAUUCUGAGCUUGUUACUGGAAGAUCAGCUUUAAGUACUGUGAAAGAAGUGAAAUGUGCACUAGAUAAGGGAAAUUUCAAUAAAGUAGUCGAUUUUUCAGCUGGGGACUGGCCACUCGAUCAAGCCAAAUGGUUGGCUCAAUUGGGCUUGAGGUGCUGUGAACAGAACAAGCUGGACUGCCCAGACCUUGUAUCGGAAAUUUCCAGCGUGAUCGAGUCAAUAAGGACUUUGUCUAUGGAAUUAGCUUCAAGUUCUCGUUCGAAGGAGCCUAGCAAGGCGCCCGCUCAUUUUGUCUGUCCCAUUUUACAGGAAGUCAUGAAAAAUCCACUUAUAGCGGCUGAUGGAAUUACAUACGAAGCAGAAGUGAUACAAGGAUGGUUGCAAAGCGGUCACAACACUUCCCGUAUGACCAAUCUCAUGUUGGGGCACAACAACUUAGUCCCGAACCACGCCCUCCUCCAUGCCAUUCAAGUAUGGCAAGAGCUGCUGUAA